AUGGUACUUGCCCGCGUGGCCAACUUCCUCACAAACGGAGACUCUACCACCAACCUGACCGACGGUAGCCGGAGAAAUGUCGCAAACACAGCACACGCAGUGGAACUUCCCAUGGAGGAUACCAAGCGGGGAGCAAUGGACGACGAGAUAGAUGAGGAAGCAGCGCGGCCGCCAUACCUACAUGCAAUGCUGGCAGGAGGAAUAGGAGGAACGACGGGUGACAUGUUGAUGCAUUCACUGGACACUGUCAAGACGCGACAGCAGGGCGACCCGCACAUGCCUCCAAAGUACACAUCCAUGGGCAACACAUAUUACACCAUAUGGCGGCAAGAAGGCUUUCGAAAGGGCUUAUAUGGCGGGGUUCAGCCAGCGUUCCUCGGGUCUUUUGCAGGCACCGUGUGCUUCUUUGGGGCUUAUGAAUGGACAAAGCGAACCAUGAUUGACUAUGGGGUUGCGCCCUCGGUCGCAUACUUCUCAGCCGGUCUCCUCGCCGACCUCGCUGCUGCACCCGCAUACGUUCCAUCCGAAGUCCUCAAGACACGUCUGCAAUUACAAGGCCGCUACAACAACCCCUACUUUAACUCAGGCUACAACUACCGCGGCACCGUUGACGCUGCCCGAACAAUAGCAAGAACUGAAGGUUAUAGCGCCCUUUUCCAUGGCUACAAGGCAACGCUCUGGCGUGACCUGCCUUUCUCAGCAUUGCAGUUUGCCUUUUACGAAGAAGAGCGGGAUUGGGCAAAGAGGUAUAUGGGCUCAAAUAACAUCGGUCUGCCACUUGAGAUUAUAACAGCAGGGACCGCGGGCGGUAUGGCAGGCGUCAUCACAACUCCCCUAGACGUAGUCAAGACGCGCAUUCAGACGCAACACAAUGGGCCAUCUCCUGCGUCUCCAACCGCACCCAAAGUCUCAUUGUCGCCCGCCGCGGCCUCGAAACACUCCACCUCAUCGCAAACAACUAAGCCACCGUCGACUCAAAGUCGACCCAUUUCCACAUCCUCCCCUUCCACAACACUAAAAGCCCACGGCGCCGCCACCCUCGACACCUCCUCUGUCAUGACAGGCUUGAAGAUAAUAUACAGAACGGAAGGAAUUGCUGGGUGGUUCAGAGGUGUCGGACCGCGUGCGGUCUGGACAAGUGUACAGUCGGGAACCAUGUUGGUACUUUACCAAACGCUAUUGCGGUAUUUCGAGCAACAUCCCUUUGCGGGGUCUGAGGAUGUAUAA
Messenger RNA from Alternaria arborescens, 1227 nucleotides. RefSeq lists its product as hypothetical. Bases 1 to 1227 code for a protein of 408 amino acids. The transcript has 3 exons. Gene Ontology annotation, molecular function: magnesium ion transmembrane transporter activity. Gene Ontology annotation, biological process: magnesium ion export from mitochondrion. The record is from RefSeq and is a predicted model, not a curated record. NCBI's taxonomy places the organism in Eukaryota, Fungi, Ascomycota, Dothideomycetes, Pleosporales, Pleosporaceae.